Messenger RNA from Penicillium macrosclerotiorum, 429 nucleotides. RefSeq lists its product as uncharacterized. Bases 1 to 429 code for a protein of 142 amino acids. The record is from RefSeq and is a predicted model, not a curated record. Lineage: Eukaryota; Fungi; Ascomycota; Eurotiomycetes; Eurotiales; Aspergillaceae. The transcript has 2 exons.
AUGGGUCUUAUCAAGACGGGUCUUAUUUUGGCCGGUGGCUAUGGCCUCAUUAAAGCUGCAUCAAAAGCCACAAAUGACUACGAAGUGAAGAAGCAAAAGCGUCAAAACCAGCAGCAAUACAAGUUCCAGUCUCAGCCACAAUAUCAGCAGCAGUAUCCUAUCCAUAACCCUCAGAUGGGUUGUACCUGCGGGAACCAGACCAACGAUGCUCAGUCACAGCCACAAUGGCGAUCACCACCUGAACCUCAAUCAAAUUACGAAAACCACAGCAACAACAACAAAAAUUUUGUAUCACCGACUCACCUCCGCUCUAUUCAAGAUUCCCAGAGCAAUCAUGGUGGUUAUAUAAAUACCCCACCACCCUCUUACAAACAGAUCUAUCUUUUCGAGAAGCAAGGAGGCCAGCCAGGGUCAGCGCACGAGUACUAG